UAGAGAGGCAGCAAUUGAAUCUCUCCUUAUUUCAUGAUGUAUCUCUUCAGUUGUAGGGUUAGAAAAAGAAAUAUGGUUAUUUUACAUCUAUUUUUUCUUGUUCUCCCAGUGUGCCUGUCAACAGCCUCAAAUAAUGAACAGGCCAUUAGGAAGAUGGACACUUUCAUCAGCUUCUUGGAGGAUAUGGAGUCUACCUUCCCAGAAUCUUCAGCUCUAACACUGACACAAUCUCUGAUCUCUGUUGUUAUUCCGUCCUUCCGGUCCUCAACACUUACAGAAAGCCAGACAGCUACCGCUCUUAAACUGCUACACUAUAAGAUCACAGGGUCAGAAGUUACAGGAUGGAAUGAGCAUGGUGUUGUGCUGGCCCCUGAUGGUAGUACUGUAGCACUAAUUCCCCUCUUGUGGGAACUGGCCUGGGGAUGGAAGGUUGAGUUUGAAGGCCUCACUGUAGAGCCUUGGUGUAAAAUGCUGAAAUCUGAGGAUAAGGAGUUUGCAUUUAAAAAACAAAUGAUAGAAUCAUGUACACUGUGGCAACAACCUAAUGACCAGCAUGAUUCUAGUCAACUUCACACUUUCAUAGGAGAUAAUCAUCCCUUGUCCUUUGCUGCUGCACUGGGGUUGGCUUUCCUUAGUCCAAAAGUACCAAUAGAUCAACCCAUGGACGCAGUUGAUGGAUGCUGGAACUCUAUAUCUAAUCCUAGCUCCUUCCAGCUUAGCAGUGCUCCUAAGCGUCCUUACUUGACCGUGGCAUUUUUCAAUGGUGCCCUGGACGGUAUUCUGUUGGGGGAGAUGCUCAGAAAAGAGCCUAAUGUCCAAAAUCUCAGUACUCUCCUUCAAAAUUAUUAUGGGGGAAAGUCACCCAUGAGUCCCUAUAGAAGGCAAAACUUUCAAUCUCACUUAGUGGAGGGUCAGUUAGAAACAGUAGUAAAGAGCGAACUUUAUUGUAUGAAGAGUUUUAGCAAAGGCUGUGACUGGCACAACAUCACGGAUGAUCAGCUAGAAACUGUUGCUGCAGCUGCUGCAAAAGAAUUCACGUUUCGAUAUCUAGAAUGUCCUGCUAUCAUACCGCGUUGCAUGUGGGGUGCCAAACCGUAUAAUGGGUCUCCAACCCUUCUGAAACUACCACUUCCUAACAUUUUCAUUCACCACACUUACGAACCAUCACGACCCUGCACUUCCUUUGCGGACUGUUCUGCAAAUAUGCAGAGUAUGCAAAACUUUCAUCAGGAAGGCCGAGGCUGGGAUGACAUUGGGUACAGUUUUCACAUGAGACGUUCAAGGAGAUCUAAAGCACCUCCAAAGCGAAUCAUGGAGGCUAGGGAGGAACCUGCAGAGAGAGAAGUGGUUGAAGACAGCGAUGAAGCAGCUGAGUGGAUCCCUCCAUCGCCAGAAACGGUGGGUCGAACCCCUUUACUUCCCUCCCUUUCCCCUUCACUUGAUCAAUCCUCCGGGGAGGUUGGGGGUAGUAGUGGGGAGAUUUCAGAUAGGGCCUUACUGGAGGUGCUGGCAUUAGUGAGCAAUAUGGGGGGUAGUGCUGGGCAUCCAGAUGGCGCGUCUGAGCCCGUCGGCCAUGCGGCCGGGAGUGAGCCCUCUUUACGGGGGGUUAGUUCUGACAUAGGCCCCAAUUUAGUUACCAUGUCGGGCCCUGCCGGGCCCGUUUCUGGCCUUCGCAGGCCCACAUGUCCCCCUAAAGUAGCCGGUAAAGCGGGGGUCCCCGCUAGGCCCGCUAUGCGGUCUACAGCCGCUAGCUCCUCUGUCCCCUGCUCUCCGGUCCCCCUGGCUGGGCCUCCCUCCCCUCGCGUGGUCGCGGCGGGCCCUUCUCGGCCUUGUGGCGUUCCGGUCCCCGGCCCCUACGGGCCUUGCUCUUUUGCCCCAAUAGUUGGUAGUUUUAGUGGGAGCAGUUCGGCCUUACCUCCGACGUCGUCUCCGGUGUCUCAGGACUCCAUCGCGGCCGCGGUAUCCCUUUUCCAGAUGUGGGCAUCUUCUUUGUCGGGGUCUCCGGGUGCGUCCCACGUGGUCCUUGGUCCUCCGGCGGUGGUUGCGCAGGCUCCCGCGUCGACUGUUCCUCCAUCGGCGGCGACUUCCGGUUUGCGGUCCUCCGAGGGCGGGACUUCCGGUGACGUCAUUUCCGAUGACGUCACUGCCGGUCCCGCCAUUUGUCAGCAGUCAUCGAAGCGGAGCAGGUCGAGUUCCCCGCGCGGCGUUCAAGGUAAGAGAGGAGUGCCGCGGGGGGGAACUUAUGCUCCGGGGGGCAAUUCUGCUGAUGCAAUGGGGUCUACAGGGGCAGCACUUGUGGGGGUUGAUCUUCACGAGGGGGCUAAUGGUGAAUCAAUGGAGGAAUUACCUCAGGGGGGGCAUUUCUCUGGCCAAAUGAACCCGGGGGUCCCUGUUGGAGGCCCCCGUGGGCAGGUUGCAAAGGGUAUUACGGCCCGGCAAAGGGCAAAGGCCCCGUCGGGUAGUAAUCCUCGUCAAGGGGCAAAGGCCCCAUUGGGCAAUUAUAAAGGUGGCGCAGCACCUAUUGGGCACGCUAGGAGUAUGCCUAAAAGCGCUGGCAGUAAUAGUGAGGUUUCUGUGGGCAAAGGCGGCGCCCGUGCAGGCGGCGCUUUUGGCGCGCAAAUUGGUGGGAGUGUAGGGGCUAGGCCUCAGGCUCCGGGCGCAUCCCCGGCAGCAGCGAGGAAGGUAGUAACUAGGUCUUCUACCAAACAUGGUUCACCAGAACAGUUUCAGAGUUUAGAUUUAGCGGUUGCAUCCACUAGACGUAAGAAAGCCACCCCUAUCACUCAGAAGUCAGUACAUUUUAGUGAAGAGAUAGAGGACUUUACAGAAGAUGAGCAGGGUGUGUAUGAUGAUGUUGCAAGUGGCGAAGGCACCCAUGAUGUCCAUGAUGUGUGUGAGGGGAUGCAUGAACGGUCUGGGCACACGGGGAGGGGUAGAGCAGACCUUCCCCUUCGUGGUACUCCUCUCUGGCAAUCUCUUUUGCAGGAAAGCGACAUGGCUACGUCAGGAGAUUCAGGCAGCGGGUUGGAGAGAGGUGCUGAGAGCGGCCAGGACUCCAUGGUGUCAGAGGAUGAGCGUCCUUCUACUUCGGGAGUCGUGGCGAUUCCAAACAGGACCGGUGUGAGAGAUGGUGAGUCCUCAGUUUCAGUGGGGUUGCGGGGUUUUACCUCAUCCUCGGAUGAUUCUGGGUCAGAAAAUGACAAGGAACUGGGGUUGCAUGGGAAGGGCAAUAAAAGAAUGUAUAAGAUGCUUAGAUGGUUAACUGAUGAGAAGAGAUCAGAAAAAGGGGGUUUGCGUGACCGUCAUGACUAUAUUGCCUCUGGUAGGUCCGACAGGGCUGCCCCACCCAGACUUCGCAUAAGUGGGGUGGGGAGGCCCGUUAAUCGGAAGGUGGCACUCCAAGGGGAUACUAGAUCCUGGUCUUCUUAUGAUCUGCACGAGCAUUUGAAGACUAAGACAGUACGGAGAAUUCAAGAGGGUAAAUUUGUUAACAUCUUCGAGCUCUCGGUGGAAGCCCUAAGGCAGAAAGCGAGAGCGGAGGAUGGGACAGGCCCCAAGAAGUACCAGCGCCCAGAUACAUUUCACGAAUGGCGCCGGUGUUUCAGGAUCUAUGCGUCCUGCUAUUUGCAAAAAUGGCCAGACCAGUGUUUAGCCGUGUUGAAAUACAUGGAAAACAUGGAGAUCAUUGCUGAUAAUUAUCGCGAUGGUGCAUGGCGGGAUUAUGAUGAGGAGUUCCGCAGAAAGAUGGUGGGUAAUCCACUGUUGGAUUUCGGGUGCGUAGAAAUGCAACUCUGGGCCCGGCUGGGUCCCGAGAAAUCGCUAGGUUCUGCUGGGGCCCCGGCGGGUGCAACGCAGUUUCGACCCGCAAAUAGAUUUCGCAGACGCCCAGCUGGGGUUUGUUGGAAAUUCCAGGACAAGCAAUGCACGUUGGGAACCGCGUGUUCCUUUCGGCACGCUUGUCGCAUCUGCGGGGGAUUUCACCCUGCCGCAGACUGCGUUAAAAAAGGGGAAAGACAGGACAGGACUGGGCCAAGAGGCCCUGCUGUCGCUAAGAGCGGACACCCCGCUGAAGGUGGCCGCAAUUUGUAAGUGGCUCACGCUAUACCCCGAUAGGGUAACGGCGGCCUUGUCGGAGUCAGGGCUCCGGGAAGGUUUUGUUAUCCCCGUACAAGGUCCGGUUUCGGGUGCA
Messenger RNA from Bombina bombina (fire-bellied toad), 4189 nucleotides. RefSeq names its product peptidoglycan recognition protein 2 (gene PGLYRP2). Gene Ontology annotation, biological process: detection of bacterium; peptidoglycan catabolic process; defense response to Gram-positive bacterium. Bases 34 to 4089 code for a protein of 1351 amino acids. Gene Ontology annotation, molecular function: zinc ion binding; peptidoglycan binding; peptidoglycan immune receptor activity. The record is from RefSeq and is a predicted model, not a curated record. Lineage: Eukaryota; Metazoa; Chordata; Amphibia; Anura; Bombinatoridae. The transcript is spliced from 4 exons.